GGCCGCGCGUGCCUUCGCAGUGGGCCCCGCCGUGCGGGCCGGGGGGGCGCGGGCGCCGCGCGGCGCCCGAGGCGAAAAAGUAGCUGUCAAAUGCGCGGCGCCUUUAACCGGCGCGAUCAGUGCGGCUCGGCGAGUCAUGGCGACCGCAGCCUCCAACCACUACAGCCUGCUCGCCUCCGGCUCCCCCAUGGUGCACGCCGAGCCGCCCGGCGGCAUGCAGCCCGGCGGCGGCUACCGCGACGCCGGCGCCCUGGUGCAGGCGGACUACGCGCUGCAGAGCAACGGGCACCCGCUGAGCCACGCUCACCAGUGGAUCGCGGCGCUGUCCCACGGCGGCCCCGGCGGUGGCGGCGGCGGCGGCGGCGGCGGGGGCGGCGGCGGCGGCGGCGGCGGCGAGGCGCCCUGGUCGGCGGGCGCGCUGGGCCAGCCCGAUAUCAAGCCGGCGGUGGUGCAGGCGGGCGGGCGCGGCGACGAGCUGCCGCCGCCGCCGCAGCACCCGCCGCCGGGGCGGGCGCCGCACCUGGUGCACCACGGCGGCGGCGGCGGAGGGCACCACGCGGCGGCGGCGGCGGCGGCGGCGGCGGCGGCGUGGCGGGCGGGCGGCGCGGCGCACCUGCCGCCCGGCAUGGCCGCGGCCAACGGCGCGCAGGCGGGGCUGCUCUACUCGCAGCCGCCCGGCUUCACCGUCAACGGGAUGCUGGGCGCCGGACAGCCGGGGCUGCACCACCACGGCCUGCGCGACGCCCACGAGGAGCCGCCGCCGGGGCCGCCGCACCACGGCCCCGAGCACCCGCCGCCGCCCCAUGGCCCCCACCCCGGGGCGGCCGGGCCGGCACCGUCCGCCGCCGCCGCCGCGCCCCCCGGGCCGCCGCCGCACCACGACCCGCACUCCGACGAGGACACGCCGACCUCGGACGACCUGGAGCAGUUCGCCAAGCAGUUCAAGCAGCGGCGCAUCAAACUGGGAUUUACCCAAGCGGACGUGGGGCUGGCGCUGGGCACCCUCUACGGCAACGUCUUCUCGCAGACCACCAUCUGCCGCUUCGAGGCCCUGCAGCUCAGCUUCAAGAACAUGUGCAAGCUGAAGCCUUUGUUGAACAAGUGGUUGGAGGAGGCGGACUCCUCCUCGGGCAGCCCCACCAGCAUAGACAAGAUCGCGGCGCAGGGCCGCAAGCGGAAAAAGCGCACCUCCAUCGAGGUGAGCGUCAAGGGCGCGCUGGAGAGCCACUUCCUCAAGUGCCCCAAGCCCUCCGCCCAGGAGAUCACCUCGCUCGCGGACAGCCUACAGCUGGAGAAGGAGGUGGUGAGAGUGUGGUUUUGUAACAGGAGACAGAAAGAGAAGCGCAUGACUCCCCCGGGAGGGACGCUGCCGGGCGCCGAGGACGUGUACGGGGCCAGCAGGGACACGCCGCCGCACCACGGGGUGCAGACCCCCGUGCAGUGAACUCGCGG
This is a messenger RNA of Prinia subflava (tawny-flanked prinia), 1452 nucleotides long. It is a transcript of the gene POU3F2, whose product is annotated as POU class 3 homeobox 2. The transcript has a single exon. Gene Ontology annotation, molecular function: DNA-binding transcription factor activity, RNA polymerase II-specific; RNA polymerase II cis-regulatory region sequence-specific DNA binding. The record is from RefSeq and is a predicted model, not a curated record. Bases 137 to 1444 code for a protein of 435 amino acids. Lineage: Eukaryota; Metazoa; Chordata; Aves; Passeriformes; Cisticolidae. Gene Ontology annotation, cellular component: nucleus. Gene Ontology annotation, biological process: regulation of transcription by RNA polymerase II; brain development.